AUGUCACAUAUGAUCGAAAAUUUUGAUUCAGUUGAUUUUGAGAAUAAAAUUAUUGAAAUUCGACAUAAGGCAGGAGUUAACGAUAAAACUGCAAGAACCCAAAUAUACAAAGAAAUGCAAUAUACAUCUAUAUCUUGGAUAAAUGCAUCAAAUAAAAUGAAAUGUCUUUAUCAAUAUGCUAUUAAAUAUGAAAUAGUAGAUCCUGAUAAAUUUUCGAUUGUUACUGAGUCUGAAAAAAAUAGGUGGGUCAUGGAAUGUUUCUGUGGUGACUUAGAUAGAUAUAUACGAUUUUAUCAAGGUGGAAUAGAGAGAAAGGAAGAUUUAACUGAUCGGGAUAGAUUGAUCGGUGAAGAGUUAUUACGUCGUAAAAUUCUAAAGGGUGGUUCAAGUACUAGAUAG
Molecule: messenger RNA, 399 nt
Organism: Diversispora eburnea
Lineage: Eukaryota; Fungi; Glomeromycota; Glomeromycetes; Diversisporales; Diversisporaceae
Source: the annotation of a GenBank genome assembly